UGAAAUCAUUUAUAAAACAAAAUAAUGUUUCAAUAAAACGAACCGAAACAAUAGCUCUUGGAAAAAAGUAACAUAUCGAUGUAUCCAAGCUAGAAAAUAUCCUGAAUGCGAUUUUCAAAUUUGGGUGAUCUAUACAAUGAUGAAUAAAUUGCUUUUUCAAUGUCUAGUGAAUAUAAUCAUGAUAAUCGUGCUAGUACAACUGGCGCUCCAUCACCAGUUAGAGAUAUUGUCAAAAAAUCAGUAGCAGCUGGAUCAGUUCAAUCUCAAACACGUCGUGCCGUACAACAUGAAUGCACUAGUGAUGUUACAAGUACACAACUUUCAACUUUGUUAAAGUAUCAUCGUUUAGUAUCAAGACCGAAUGUUCGUUCGAUAGAUGAUUUUCGUGUAUGA
Molecule: messenger RNA, 393 nt
Organism: Didymodactylos carnosus
Lineage: Eukaryota; Metazoa; Rotifera; Eurotatoria; Philodinida; Philodinidae
Source: the annotation of a GenBank genome assembly